CUGUGAUACGCCGUGCCGUGGACGAAAACGUGCGUUUGUUUUCAUGAUCUCAUUCAUAUCUAAACGUUAAAAUGGUGCGUAAACUAAAAUUUCACGAGCAGAAAUUGCUCAAGAAAGUAGAUUUUAUAUCGUGGAAAGUGGACAAUAACUUGAAUGAGGUGAAAGUGAUGAAAAAAUACUAUGUUCAGAAACGAGAAGAUUACACAAAGUAUAACAAGCUUUCUCGUGAAAUCCGUGAGUUAGCAAACAAAAUCAAAGACCUGGACGCAACGGCGGAGUUUCGCACGGAGGCAAGCGCGCAGUUACUAGAGAAGCUGUACCAGAUGGGGCUGAUACCGACACGCUGGGACUUGGCCCUCGCUAUCAACGUGUCCGCAAGCUCCUUCUGCCGGCGGCGGCUGCCCGUCGUCAUGUGUAGAAACAAAAUGUCAGAGAACCUGAAAGAGGCCACAAAACUGAUUGAGCAAGGGCAUGUGCGUGUAGGCCCUGAGGUGGUCAAGGACCCCGCAUUCCUGGUCAACCGGUCACUGGAGGACUUUGUUACAUGGGUUGAUGGCUCGGCUAUCAAGCGGCAUAUUAUGGAGUAUAAUGAGAUGCGGGACGACUUUGAUCUUCUUUGAGGAUGCUACAAGCGAGGACAAGAUAUACUUAGGAUAUAAUUAAUUAUUACCAAUUUACCUUUUAGAUGCUGUAUCAUUACUUAUACAUAUAUAUAUGAUGAUAGGAUUUUAUAGUACAUGUGAAUGUGUAUGAAAAGGUUUAGGGUCACCAUUACCUUCAUAGUAUAAAAUCUAAGAAUUUCUCAAAAAGUUAUAGUACAGUCGCCAUCAGAUAUAUCUCACAAAUAUCUGAACACGCCUCUAUUGUCUGGGCGUUAGAGUGAGUGUUCAGAUAUUGUGAACACCUCGGCCGCUCCGAUAUAUCUGAUGGCGACUGUACCGUAAGGUCAGGGUACUUUAGCCUUUACAAGGUUACUUUGUCCACCCAUGAAAACCCAUUUAUUGAAUAAUUAAUUUUUAAAAACCACUAAACGCUUACUCCAAACACAGAUAAUCUCAUAAUGUCGUUUUUAAGAAUUUAUCAUCAAGUGAAGUAAUUCCCAGAAUUAAAAAAAGAUGUUUACAGAAAUGGGAAUACCAUUUUGGAGAACAAGCUUUAUCAAGGGGUGUUGGAAUCUGGUACAGAACAAUUCAAGAUAGACCCUUGUGGAUACCCUGGUUUGAUUCUGCCAACCUCUCUAGAAAAGUGUUAGUCUCAGCUUUCCGAGUCCGGUCCGGACACAUCCCUACAAACAAAUUUCUGUGCAUGAUGGGUGUUAAAUCGUCACCACUGUGUGCAAACUGUCAGAAGACUGAUGACUUGUCUCACGUGUUGUUGGAAUGCGUCCGGAAUUCGAACUUGAGAAAAAGAAUUUUUGGUAGUCUGGGCUCCAUGCACAAUGGACAGAUCAAGGCAGGCUGGUUGGCAGAGCCUAUAUCGGACAAAGCAAUCAGUGUUUACCACUUUAUUGACCUCUCCCUUGAGUAGGGAACUAUGAUAGCACCCAUGAGGCUGACAUGUUCACCUAGAGUGUCCAAAGCCUCCAUAAAAACCAGAUAAAAAAAAAAAAAAAAAUUAUCAAUUGAAUUAAAUAGGUUUUCAUGGGUGAACAAAGUAACCUUGGGGGGCUAAAGUACCCCGACCUUACGGUAUCACGAAAAGCUAUUUAAUAAUUCAGUAUAAACUAACUCCUAAUCCAUAAGUUUCGGGAAAUACUCAUAAGAUAUCCUUCAAAGUUAUGAUUUAAAGUUGUACCUCUAACAGUCCUAAUGCUAGUACAAAUUAUAUCUAAUGACAUUUAGAUCAUUAUAAAAUGAACGUUUUUUUUGAUUUGUAACUAAACAAAAUAAUCAAUUCUGUUUUCUAAUACUAUUGAUUCAAAUUUUUCUGGUAUGGUGGGCCCACGGCGGGCCGCUACAUAAAAUAACUCCAUAUACUCAGCGCCACAUGCACCAUCCCAUUAACCCGGGGUUAAGCUGUUAAACUGUUAACCCAGUGUAAAAUUGUACUGGUAACCAUGGUAACUCCAGGUAUAACCGGUUAACCCCGAGUUAGUGGGAUGGUGCAAGUGGCCCUAGGCAGGCGUGGCUCACUCUGCGAUUUCGUUUCGCUUUUGGUGUCUAGCCAUAGUAGUUGCCGCGCACCGCUACGGAACGGACGCCUGCUCGCGCUUGCGCCACCUAGCGAUCAUAUCUGUCGUAAUAUACGCGUUUUGUUUGAUUGAAACUUCUGCACCUAGUACUAUUAUUUAUUAUGUGCCCUAAGAGACAUUUUUUGUUAUUAAUUACCUAUGACCCGAAUAAAGAGUGUAAAUAAAACAAAUUAAAAAAAAA
Cydia strobilella is the source of this 2372-nucleotide messenger RNA. RefSeq names its product U3 small nucleolar ribonucleoprotein protein IMP3. The transcript is spliced from 4 exons. The coding region runs from base 72 to 620 and encodes 182 amino acids. Gene Ontology annotation, cellular component: Mpp10 complex; small-subunit processome; small ribosomal subunit. Lineage: Eukaryota; Metazoa; Arthropoda; Insecta; Lepidoptera; Tortricidae. Gene Ontology annotation, biological process: rRNA processing; ribosomal small subunit biogenesis. Gene Ontology annotation, molecular function: snoRNA binding; rRNA binding; structural constituent of ribosome. The record is from RefSeq and is a predicted model, not a curated record.